Messenger RNA from Microdochium trichocladiopsis, 1601 nucleotides. RefSeq lists its product as uncharacterized. The transcript has 6 exons. NCBI's taxonomy places the organism in Eukaryota, Fungi, Ascomycota, Sordariomycetes, Xylariales, Microdochiaceae. The annotation marks the transcript as partial. The record is from RefSeq and is a predicted model, not a curated record. Gene Ontology annotation, biological process: DNA integration; DNA recombination. Gene Ontology annotation, molecular function: DNA binding.
GGAUCAAAAUCGGUCGAUAGCCUUGCGGACCUGAAGUCAUUCAUAUAUCGCGUCGCUUCCAAAUUGAGCCGCGACAAAAAGCUUGGGGAGAAACUCCCAGUGGGAAAUCUCAGGAAAAUAUGGAAGAACUUUACAGCGGGCUAUCGUAGGGAACGAGGAGAGAUCUUGUGGGAGCAUGUUAUGUUUAUCACCAACGUUCGUUCCCAAAUCCCUCGAUCCGUCAUAAUAACGAACGCAUUCACGGCGUCACGCAUUUCCUGCUACAUUAAGUCAAGCUCAAGACCCAAUUCUAGCGACGCGCGCCUUAUUCUUUUCAGAAACGAGGUUGGGAAAGCCGAGUUUGCGCUUGAGACGAAAAAGUCACUGAAAGCACAUGAUCCUGAAUCAAGCCGCCUGGACUUCAAGGGCGUCGAAGGGUUCUUGGAGUUGUUUGAUAUACGAGCUGACGAACCAGCCGCGCUUCGGGUCAUCGAGUGGAAUCCCAAAGUCCUUGACCAGCCAAUCUUCGCGGACGUUGAUGGGAGUAUCUUGACGGCAUCCAAAGUAUCGACUGCGAUGCGCGAGUUGGGUUUCAGGUCAGGAUUCCCGCAGCCUUUCACCAUACAUGAUCUUAGGGCAGAGAGUCUGACGACUGUUGACAUGGCAUCCUAUUCGGACACUCAACGACAACGGCUGGCAGGGCAUCGCAACAACGCGAUCCACCAACAACAUUAUGCUGCAUUAAAUCCUGGUGUAGACAGCCAAGCAGCAUUCCAGGGCAAACCUGCCAGGCCUCUCAGUAUUGCCAGCCUUUUUCGCCAGCUCGAAGUACCAUGGGUGGCAGCCUUAUGGCAGACCUUGCCCCUGAAGAAGGAGGAAGAACUACUUGGAGAAUAUGACAGCACACCAUGCGCAGAGUCUUGUACCGAGAGUCCCACGGGUGACACUGUAUUCCAUCCGGAGAAAAAGGCCCACAACGACAGGAAGUCCUUUCUCAAGAAGGGCCUGCAGGACUACUGGAAAGAAACUGCUACCAGAACGGUCAUAGGUUCUGAGGAAUACUCUUGCAAAGGAGUGAAUCAUCCAUUCUCACGGUUACGCUCCAUCCUGCCAGUGCGAGGGCCACUCGCAGAUCUGAUGGCGAUACCAGCAAGGCUUCGAAGUGAAGACGGCAAGACUACAUUCAAGCUGCUCACCGAACUCUACAAAAGCACUACGGAGGUGGGCAGGAAAGCACUCUCGGCCUGUGCGUGUGGGAAAGUGGCUCAAGCAUCGAAUCGUGCGACAUAUUUGCAUGUUUACCAAUGCCGCAAGAAAAAGGAUCCUUCAGCAGAGUAUUGCUGUAGCUGUAACGAAUGGUUCUCCGGCACUUCGGCUUGGGACGAUCACUGCGCGAAGCAUCUCAGAGAAGAUUCAAUGCCAGUUGAGCUCGCAUGGGAGAGAAUUGAGCAAACAUUCAUACCAGGGUAUUGCAUAUUUUGUCUUUGGGAUCAGAAACGUUCUGCUUCUCAACGCCUCUUUCAGUUCAUGGAAGAUAAAGACUGGAAGAAGGAGAUCACGAAUCACUGGCGGUCAGCUCCCAAAGGUUGCUGCCCCGACCCCCGAUGUACGGACAACUUUGG